This is a messenger RNA of Caenorhabditis elegans, 1039 nucleotides long. RefSeq names its product Serpentine Receptor, class H (gene srh-233). Lineage: Eukaryota; Metazoa; Nematoda; Chromadorea; Rhabditida; Rhabditidae. The record is from RefSeq and is marked reviewed. The coding region runs from base 18 to 995 and encodes 325 amino acids. The transcript has 4 exons.
UUUUCAGGAGUUCAAAUAUGCAUUCCUGCUCAAACCCGUACCUGGCGAGCCCGGACUUUCUGAAAACCGCGUUCCAUGUCAUAACCGCCAUAGCUACUCCAAUUCAUGCGUUCGGAUUUUAUUGCAUAAUACGAAAAACCCCGCAACACAUGAAUCCUGUCAAAUGGCUUUUGUUUAAUUUGCACUGUUGGUGUAUUUUAUUGGAUGUUACCAUUAGCUUUUUGGGUAUUCCGUAUAUACUUUUUCCGGCAAUGGCUGGGUAUGGUCUUGGGCCCAUCGAGUCCCCAGGACUGUUUUUCUAUCUGGGAGUCACUUUUGUUACAGGCGUUACCACAUCGAUUUUUGUAACUUUCGAAAAUCGAUAUUUCAUUUUGUUUGGUGAAUCAUCAGCAUGGAGAUAUUUUCGAAAACCUGCAGUUGUUUUGAGUUAUAUUAUUGUACCGUUAUACUACAUGCCAUUACAGUUUUUCAUCCCUGAACAGGAAUCCGGAAGGGAAAUUUCGUGGGCGCUGCUCGACUGUAUCCCCGAGCUCCCAAGAGAUGGCCGUGAGCUUUUCGUUCUGGCCACUAAUCUAAAAGGCCCGGGCCUGACAAUCUUCAUAUCCGAGAUUCUUCCGAUAGUUCAAUGUGGUACAUUUGUCAGUCUUAAUUUAUAUAAUUUAACUAUAGCGAGACCAAGUGGAAUGUCGAAAAAGACUAUUCAAAUGCAACAUUUAUUGAUUUUUGCGUUGAUUCUUCAGGCCUCAGUGAACACAUUCCUAUUCAUAGUACCCGUCAACGCAGUAAUAUACAUAGUAUAUAUCCAUCACCAAAAUCAAUUGCUCAACAAUUUAAUUGUAUUCUGCCUGGCUUUUCAUGGUAUUGUAUCUACUCUUAUCAUGAUAUUUGCUCAUAAGCCAUAUCGGGACUUCACCCUUCUCCCAGUGAAGUACUUCAGGCCGCCUCAGCCGUCAGUGUCUCCAGGAGUUUUUUCCACAAGUAACUUGGCGGUUUGAUAUUGAAAUUUUACAAUUUUUGAUAAUAAAUCUGUUUGAAGGUA